Messenger RNA from Sphaeramia orbicularis (orbiculate cardinalfish), 6607 nucleotides. RefSeq names its product ring finger protein 19B (gene rnf19b). Bases 819 to 3029 code for a protein of 736 amino acids. Gene Ontology annotation, molecular function: zinc ion binding; ubiquitin-protein transferase activity. The record is from RefSeq and is a predicted model, not a curated record. The transcript has 10 exons. NCBI's taxonomy places the organism in Eukaryota, Metazoa, Chordata, Actinopteri, Kurtiformes, Apogonidae. Gene Ontology annotation, biological process: protein ubiquitination.
CGGAGCCACGAGCACCGCGGAGAGAGAGAGAGAGAGAGAGAGAGAGAGAGAGAGAGAGAGAGAGCCGGGGAGGCGGUGAGGCGGCCGCUGCGCAUCCGCUCCUCAGCCUCUCCUGUCGAAGAAACCCGGUCCUGAGCGGGGAAAAGAGAUUCAGAGACGCCGGCGUUCAACAAGAGCAAGAGGAAGACGAGCAGAGGACAGGCUCUGAAAACAGCCGAGGAGAAUUAAACCCAAGCUGAGGAAUUACUACCACCACCAGACUCACUUCAGACUGUGUGGAUUUUCUUGGCUGUUACUGUUUUUUUUACCCUUUCUAUUUUAAGGAGUCAUUGUAACAGACAUUAAUCUUUUUUUGGCAGAACAAAGCACAGUAAUGUUUAACCUCCUCAUCUUUCUGGGACAUGAAAGACUUGGCAGUGUUUCUUCUUUCUGAACCUUUGGACCACCAAGUUUGAUAGAAACUCCUGUGGCUGAAGGGGAUUUUUUUAAAAAAACUUUGAACUUGCGCAGUCGCUUUCAUUUUCUGUUUCUGCCUUAGUUAUCUCUCCCUGUCUUUUCCUGAUAAGGUUUGGUUUCUCAUAAAAGGAGGAAGGAGGUGACUGAUAAGUUUUCUCUUCUGUCAGGAGACUGCAUAACAUUUGCAUUCCAGCUUGGCUUUCACCAGGGCACAGAUCCUCCGUUGUGUUUGUGCGACAGAGUGUGUGUUUGUGUAGCUGAGUGUCCCUCUGUGAUACAUUAACGUGUAUCAGGGGACAGUAAGCAGCCCUCUGUGUGUGUGUGUGUGUGUGUGUGUGAGUGUGUGUGUGUCUUCUGGGAAAAUGGGAUCAGAAAAGGACUCAGAGUCGCCUCAUUCCUCGGUGAGUGGCGUUCCAAACCCAAAGUGCCGUGCGGCGGGCAAACGCCAGGGCCGCAUCUCCUUCCACAGCCUCUUCCACAGUAAGCGGGGGUCCCGGGGAGGCAGGGGCCCCAAAGGAGCCGCGGCCACCCCUUUAUCGCAGCAGCACCAUCACCAACAUCACACUCAGCAGCUCCUCCCUUCUGCCUUGACCUCUGCGCCUGACCCCACGUCUGCUACGCCCACCACCACCACCACCACCACAGCCGCCACGACCCCCCAGGACGCCGCCUCCAGCACCCCCUCGAAGCCACUGUCCUCCAGCCAGCCGUCCCUGGGUGGAGCCCCUUCCUCCGGGGAGGCCAACCUCCUGGAGUGCCCCCUGUGCCUGGUGCGCCAGCCCGCCGACCAGCUCCCCGAGCUGCUGGGGUGCAGCCACCGCUCCUGCCUCUGCUGCCUGCGCCAGUACCUCCGCAUCGAGAUCACCGAGAGCCGAGUCCAGCUCAGCUGCCCCGAGUGCGCAGAAAGACUGGCCCCGCGGCAGGUGGCGGACAUCCUGGAUGACGCGGCCCUGCUGGAGAAAUAUGAGGAGUUCCUGCUGCGGAGGUGCCUGGCCUCCGACCCAGACUGCCGAUGGUGCCCAGCGCCAGACUGCGGGUUUGCAGUCAUCGCCUCGGGCUGUGCCAGCUGCCCCAGGUUGGUGUGUCGCAGAGAAGGCUGCGGCGCCGAGUUCUGCUACCACUGCAAGCAGGCCUGGCACCCGAACCAGACCUGCGACUCGGCCCGCCAGCAGAGGGCGCAGUCCCUGCACACCCACAGCAACCACUCGCCCAGUUACACGCAGGAGCAGGGGCCCGCUGAUGAUAUCAAACCGUGCCCCCGUUGCGGCGCCUACAUUAUUAAGAUGAACGACGGGAGCUGUAAUCACAUGACCUGCGCCGUGUGCGGCUGCGAGUUCUGCUGGCUCUGCAUGAAGGAGAUCUCUGACCUGCACUACCUCAGUCCAUCUGGCUGUACGUUCUGGGGGAAGAAGCCUUGGAGCAGGAAGAAGAAGAUCCUGUGGCAGCUGGGGACUCUGAUCGGAGCUCCGGUGGGCAUCACCCUCAUCGCAGGCAUCGCCGUUCCCGCCAUGGUCAUCGGCAUCCCCGUCUACGUCGGCCGCAAGAUCCACGCUCACUAUGAGCUGAAGAAAACGUCUCGUCACAGAAGGAACCUGGCCAUCACAGGGGGCGUGGCCCUGUCAAUCAUCACCGCCCCCGUCAUCGCAGCUGUCAGCGUGGGUAUCGGCGUACCCAUCAUGUUGGCGUACGUCUAUGGCGUGGUGCCCAUCUCCCUUUGCCGAGGCGGAGGCUGUGGCGUGAGCAGAGGGAAGGGGCGGGGCGUUCGGAUCGACUUUGAUGAGGAUGACGGACCAAUCACAGUGGCAGAUGCUUGGAGAGCCCUCAAGUCCCCGAGCCUGGGGGAGAGCAGUCUGGACGGAGCGGUCAGCGGGCUGAGCACCACUUCCCCCAGUGAGGGUCUCUCUGUGGCCCCUGGGAACCUGGGGGACACGCCGCACUUCAACACUCUGGCCGGUGGCGCUUUGGGAACUCGCACCGGCAAAUAUAGCAGGCUGGAGGUCCAGGCCGGUGAACUGGCUAAAGAAUCAGCCCAGAGGGAAACGGGCAGCCUGGGAGCAGGAAGUGACUGCGCCAGCACCCGAGGGAUGGCCGGAUCCAUCAUCUCCUCCUACACCCUACCUGACAGGGAGUGCACCAACCUGGAGAUCCAGGUGGACAUCGAGACCAAACCCAGCCAUCUCUGCCUGACCAGCGAAGAGGACCUAACCCCACCUCCGGGCUCUGCUGCCAUGGCGACCGCCUCAGGAGGAGAGGAGCCUCAGGACUGCAGCUCCAGGAGGGGCGGGGCUUUGUCAGGUUCGGCGUUAGGACUGUCGCCGGGAGCGUCAAUCAGGGAGGGGCUCCGAGACGUCACCCUGGCUCAACCCGAGAGCAUCCGCAGCGACCUGGAGAUGUCGGACACUCAAUCAGACGACAUCGCAGAGCUGACGUCGGACGACUGUGACUCGCCUCACCCGAAAAGCUGUCACCCGGCGGCCGGACAGCAGCCGCAGCCCCCCUCCUGCCGAGCCCUGAACCCCUCCACCGAUGGCCUUCACUGUCCCGCAGACAGCAACGUCAUCCUCUACGUCUGAGAACAGCAGCUCUCAGGAUUGCACAAAAAAAAAAAAAAAAAAAAAAAAAAACGAACCAAUCCCCCGUCAUAUACAUCUGAGCUCCCACUUCACUUCAACGCUUUUUUCUCUGUCAUUACUCGUUCGCUGCUUUUGCAAAUCACAGACACCGUCUUAAACACAGACAGCGUUUGUUGACUUUUGUCUGUCUGUCUGUCUGUCUGUCUGUCUUAUCUAUCUACCUGUCAAAUCUGUCAGGGCUCUACCUCUGAGAUUUAUAAGAUGAUUUAUGUUUACUCCUUGGUGCAAAAUGCCUUGGCUACUUAAGCAAAAAAAAAAGAAAAAGAAAUGAAAAAAAAAAACAAAAAACACAAGAGGUACAAAUUUUCCGCAAGAAAUAUUGCAGAAUUGAAAUUAUAAAAUACGGUGAAAUGUCACCAAGCACAGAAGUGGGUUUAGGAUCGAGGAGAAACAAGAGGAUGUUUAUAACAGUGUGUGAAUGGAUGUGGACUUUGUACUCAACUAUUGUGGCGUUCUUUUCCUUUUUUUCUUCUAUUUAUAUUCAGACGAUCUUGAACUCGUAUUAUUUGCUGUGUGCAUGAGUCUGCAUGAGCCAUGCCUUGUUUGGAAGGUUUUAUUGGGUAGCGGGUUUCUGUUACACUGGUGAGACUUCAAGUUUACUUAAGGAGGAAGAAGCUGCACUUAAGAGGAGGAUGUUGAUGACUGAUUAUUAGAUAGAAAACGUAUGAAUGAUGGGGUUCUGACGAUGACCAGACGACGCUGCAGGGAAACACACUGAAAAAGCCAUUAAUCCGCUCGGUUUUAGCAGAAUUUGUGGCCAGUUUAGAGUAAAAAGGUUAUUUAAGUGUUCUCCACAGAAAUACACAUCAAACAAAAGUCAUUACACAGAUAAUGCACUGUGAAAAGUUAUAUGAAGUAUUUCAUCUCAAUAAUCCACACACAAAAAAGGCCUGUAACUGUAUUUUUAAAUAAUUAACAUAUUUUUGACAGUGUUGUGGCAGAAAUUUUAAACUGGAACUGACACAAAUUAAGAUAUUCAGCUCUGGAAAAAAUUAAGAAGCUGCUCAUUUUACUGUUUAUUAAGAUUUUAGUUUAUUACAGAAACUACUGAAUAACGCAUUAUAAUUAGAGCUUUUAUCUGGAGAAAAUGGCAGAAAAACAAUCAGGAUUUUCCAACUUGAAAUAAUACAAAGGAACAAUAACAACACAUUUAAUUUAUAAAGAGUUGAUCCAUCAAUAUAUGUUGGAUUAACUCUUUUUUGCCAUUUUGCAAAUCCAUAUUUGGGUUCUUAUGUCCAAAACAUUUUUUUUUUUAUCGUUUAUGAACAUAUUAACAGGAAGUAGGUUUGUUUCAUUUUCAGAGCUGUACAGUAUCUAUAGACAGUGUCCUAAUAUAAGUUUCGUAGUGAUUGUCACCUUCCUCUGAUAGAGAAAAAACAGGAUAAAUUUACACAAAAUGAGUAUUUUAAGCGUUUAAAAUAUUUACGUGAGGCUGCAUAGGUUUAAGAACCAAAUCAACAUCAGAUUUUACUUGAAUAACUAAGGCAGUGAUUAUUAUAUUAUGUUUUACACUAAACACAAAACAACAACACGAUGUACUUAAUUAACCCUCAAAGACAUAAAGCAUCUAGUGAUAUAAAAUGGUUAAUAACUUUUGAACCACUAAUCCUAUCAAUACAUGUAAAUAAUUCAGGUAAAAUGUAGUUUCUCAGCUUUUUAGCAACACCAGAUAUGACCCAUUUAGGGGUUCAGAGGUUCCGUAGUGAACAAGAAAACCCCAUCAGCUUCUGCAACAUCGAUUGAAACCCAUGUGUAUUUUAUAAUAUUUGUUCAAACUAAAUGCUCUGUAAAUUAAAUAUAGGAAAAUGCCUGAUUUUCACUGAAAAAUGCAGAAGGUAAUACUAGAACAAACGGUUCUAAAAGUUAAGUGUAGUAUUUAAGGGGAAAGUUUUCACACAUCAGUUUUAUUUGAAAAAAUGCACUGAUUCUGUUCAUAUGCUUCAAAUUGAUUUUUCUUUGUGCAAACUCUGAACUACUUUAGACUCAUUUCUGGAGCUUUCAACCACAUCUGACUAUAUUCUCUGGUGGAUAGAGUUUGUCAUAGCUCUAUCUUUUUGCAGAGGAAAACUGUAAGAUGUGAUUAAAUGUUUUGUAAAAGUUUACAAAGUUCAGCUAUAGAGGGGUUGUUUUUUUUUGUCAAGUAGUUUAUAGUGUAUGCUUUUAAAUUAUAGUGUAUUUCUUUCUUUAGUGUUGUGGAAAACCUCUCAUUCUUGUGUGCAUUUGUGUCUAUUUAAGCUCUAAAUGUCUCCGACGGUUCAUUCUUGGCCACAUGUUCCUCUGCUGACUCAGACGGAUCUUAAAGCUCUGCUCUGAACCGCCUUUCAUCGUCAGAACUCGGUCUGUUUGCGGUUCUGGUGCCAGUCAUGUGACCGGACCAGUGUUUGACAGUUGGCUGCCUUUUAGACACCCACUGACCAACACGACACACGCCCAGAUGGUUUUUGGUUUGGUCUGAACCGACUGUCUGACCCUCUUGAACGUCGUGUGUCUGUGUCUGUUUCUUAUGUUACAGAGGGGGGGGGGGCGUCGAACUGUUUACACAGUCUCUGACGGAGACAAAAUGCUGGUCCCCAUAAGAUAACGAAUGAAAUGAGAGCGUUGAGAUGUGUUUAAAGGUUAGGGUCAAGUUUAGUUUAGACAGGUUGUGGUUUAGUUGAGAUUCGGGUAAGUGUCCAGUGAAUGAAUGUAGGUCAACGUCCUGUAAACACAUGGAAACACAACCUGUACGAGUGUGAGUCUCCUACUGUGAAUGAAUGGACUCCUGAUGAAUGUAUUUGUUUGUCCCACUUUGGUUUUUGAAUGAGCACUUGUGCACUUUAUCUCAAUGUAUCUUAUUUAUCUCUGUUUUUGUUUGUUUGUUUGUUUGUUUGUUUGUUUGUUGCUACUCAUCGUCUGUUGCUAUGAAUGAGUUUACUUCGGUUGCAUGUAAAUGUCUGUGGUACAACCAAAAUAAAUCAACUACCAGAAGGCCUUUUACGUUGGAUGUAACUAAAGAAGAGUUUGGUUCCAAAACAUCAGCCAUUUUUGGGAAUAUAUACUUGCCUUUGUCAAGUUUGUCAUUCAGUAUUUCUAAUUUACAGAGAAUCCAAUGUGUUUUAUCAAUUUUGUAACACAAAAACCACAAAGUACCCUGUCUUUUUGCGUUUUAUUUUAUUAACCUGUGUUAUUUAUCAUCUCUUUUGGAACCGAAACCUUCAAAUGUUAACGCCGAUAGACUCUUCUUAAUCAUACUCACUCGCUUGAAUUGUUCCUUAGCUUUGUAUCACCUCUGUGCUUCAGUUAAAAAAAAAAGGUUUGCACCAGGUUUUCCUCAAAUCAAGGAAUCCACACGGGAACCUUUUUCAUCUCAGAGUAGCUUUAUGGAUUUAGCUGCUUUUAUAACUUGCCAGUGCUUUGUUGGUCUGCACUUCUCACUUAUUUCUGCCUGCCUGCCUGUGAGAAAACACACGAAUGUACCACAGACAGAAACCUGAACUUCCUGAAAAGAAUGAGUGCUGACGGAAAAAAAAAAAAAAAAA